Messenger RNA from Theileria parva strain Muguga, 3913 nucleotides. Its product is annotated as Translation initiation factor eIF3 subunit 135 family protein. The record is from RefSeq and is a predicted model, not a curated record. Gene Ontology annotation, biological process: organelle organization. The transcript has 16 exons. Gene Ontology annotation, cellular component: cytoplasm. Lineage: Eukaryota; Apicomplexa; Aconoidasida; Piroplasmida; Theileriidae. Bases 1 to 3876 code for a protein of 1291 amino acids.
AUGAUAAAUUCGGAUAGUUUAAUCCCUCCAGAUGCUGAUGGCUUUUUCAAUCGUCUGAAUCUUCCAGUAGAACAAAGGCCUGUUUUAGGAUAUUUCAGUGGUAAAGUAUAUAACAUAGAUAACGUAGAAGAUUAUCUCAAUUUUGCAUGGAAAUUUGAUAAUCCCUGCUUAUCCGACUUUGAGGAUAGGUUCACAUGGCUAGAAAACUCUUCUGACGUUUUCUCUAUUGACUUGGAGGAUCAGUUAACAUCUAAGUAUGAUUCAGGUUUAAUUGCUUUAUCAACGUUGGAAGAGAAAUUACAGGAAUACUUGUAUGGAGUUAGUGUAACUGACAAUGAAACACCAGAGCACUCUAGUUGGAAUAUACCAGAUUAUCACCCUUUAAAGGUUAAACUUGUUCUUCCAGGAGAUGAAAAUUUUUGUUCAAACACAAAUUGGGACCAAAGGUUACAGUCUGCAUUUAGAAAUAUUUGUCUUUUUAAAAAUAAUGAUAAAUUGAGUGAAUUUAACAAUGAUUAUGAGCACUCAUUAUUGAGUGAUGUUGGCCAUUUUGCAAAUUCAUGUAAAUUGGGUUCAAUUAAGCUUUUAAAUUGUUUGGUGGCUUCAAAUUUUUCAGAAAUUCCAUUUGGAUUUCUUGAAGUCACUCCACAGUCACAUCCAUUAAUUUACAAGUUCUACUCUCCUAAAUUUAAAGAUGACCGACUCUUCGUGUAUGACGGGAUUGUAUUCACUCUAGUCGUUGGAAGCAGCUCCUCUUACUCAAAAAUUAAUUAUACCACCUGUAAAAAACUGUAUUCAAACGACUUUAAGGGGAAACAAGCUCUUUGUGACGCAAUACAACUGAUUGGUACAAUUUCUAGGUUUGCAGUUCCGUUCUGUUGUGUAACAGAUUACAUGGGUUUCAGAGUCGUGUCAGAACCAUUGAUAAGUAUAAGCACAAAUACUAAAUAUUUGUUGGAUGAUUUGCUUGGUCGUGAUUCAUACUCAACUUUAGAGCACGAUGGUCAUCUUGUAACCUCAUCACUAUUCGAAAAUGACCAACUCUAUCGCGAUUUUAUUAAACUGUCUACACAUCUUAGAGUGUCUUCAUUGCCUCUACCCUUCGGCUCUUCAGAUCUUGGAGGAACUCAGGAUUUCAAUAAUAACUCCAAUGCAGUUGAAUCUAACGGAAAUUUGUACUUCCGUAAUACACAUGAGGUUUUACCACCACUACCAGAUUUAAACACUGGAUAUGAUCAGUUAUAUACUAAUCGUUUUCGUCAAGAAUUUUACACAGUCCACUACGAGGGGUUUUUAAAAUGUACACUUAAUUCACAGUCUCUAUUUAAUAAGCACUUUGAUGAUACAGAGUUCCAAAAAGCCGCUGAACUAAAUAACUUUGUUCUUGAAAACAAUAUAGAUAAAUUCCACACCAUUACGAGUUCAUGGGACAUUAGCAACACACUCCAUUCAUUCGGAAUAAAUAUAAGAAACAUCGGAAAGAUAUAUGAAAAUACAGACUAUAGUGCACUCAAAGACUUACUUGCAUGUGAAAUGGCAGCCCGAGCUUUCAAGCAUCUGUGGGACCUUGAAUUGGAAAAUUUUAUCAGAAAUAAAAAUCUAAACCUGGAUUUAAUUCAAGAGCUUUUUGUUAAAAUGUUAAAUGACCUUCUCGGUCUUAGUCUAGAUUCUCUAAUGUUUUGGAACCAAUAUAUCCACCCUCAAAUAUCAAUCCAUUUCAAUGUCAUCGAUUUGCAAGAAAUAACCUUUAAAACUUUGCCUCAAAUGUUACUAAUUAACGCAGUUGAAUAUAACCUGGGAAUUGUUAUACCUAAAUUCUCAAACGGCCAAAAGCAUACUUUACAGAUUGAAUUAGAAGAUUUUAAGUCUUCAAACUAUUCUAACAUUCUCUAUAACGGACCAUUUGAUCUAAAAUUUUAUCCGAAAGUUUCAGUUUCAUGCCCUAAAUACAACUUGUCAAUAUUUAAGGCUUCAUCAAAGUUGUGUGACCACAAAGAUUUCCACGGAUACGGAUUUCUUUUGGAUUCAUCCAGCUUUGGAAUGGGAUUACCGAGACACGUAAAGUCCAAAAUUGUUGGAACUGGUUACCCUUGUAAUCCAAUCUGUUCAUACAACUAUGAAUUGUUGUGCAGUAAAUUUAACCAGCACUUAACUGGAAUUAACUUAUACUGUUUGAUAGAAUCUUUGGUUCAAACAGAUCCUUUUUUGAGAUUUAAGCUCUUGUUAACUUUGGGAUACUCAUUUCUUAAACAUAGAUUUUAUAAAAAAGCUCUCCAAAUAGCCAAAUUCUUGUCAUCGAAUUCAUUUUCAAUGACACUUUACGUUGAGUCUAAGAUCCUGGAACUACAAUGCUAUUGUUUAACAGGGGAUAAUGAAUCAGUGGAGAAUGAAUACAAGUUGAUAAAGGAUAAUUUGAAGAACUUGGAAGGGUUUGAUGGAUUUUUGAACCUGCAGUUACUGAUAGUCAAGUGUUAUCACUCAUGGAAUACUAAUGAUUACAAACCUUGUAUAUCAUACAUAGAGAACUACAAGGAGUCAUUUUUGCACUUGUUCUCUGUAAAAAAUUAUGAGUGGGUCCCUGUUUUCUUUCUUUCCCUGUUAGGCUAUUGUAAUGGGAAACUAAAUGUUCACUUUGACUCUACUAAGGUUCACCACGAAUUAGUGAGAUAUUGCAACUUAUCGAACCUUCCAACCUAUACAAAGUGUAACUUGUUGUGGCUUCUCUUGGAAUCACUUAUAAGGGUGGGUUCGUAUUCACAUGCUUCCAAAAUAUCAACGGAUUUAUUAUCAAUUUUGGAGUUUCAAUUCGGACCUUUGUCAAUGGAAUACUUGAGAUCAUUGUAUGUUUCAGCAUGGUUGCACCGUCAAAUGGGCUCUAUACACUUUCUUCACCCAUACCUAUACCUUUCAAACUCUGAAAAUUUGAUAGACUACAAGGGGCCCGACCAUUGGUUCGAAAAUGAAGAUUUGGUUAUGGAAGAACUUUCUUCAGGGAAUAACUGUUUUGAGAAGAGGAAACACCUGAAGGAAUCUCAAAACCUUUAUACUACUAUUUUGGACAAGUUUUUAUACCUGUCAAGGAAAAAUAAUAUUAAGAUUUUGGAGAUUUUAAACAAUAUAGACCCUGAAUUUUGCACCUCCAAAUUGGAGAAACUUGUAAAUAUAACUAAGAAAAGUAUUUUGAAACAUGGAAAUCAGCAAAUUAUCGACGGACUAGAAGACACUAUUCUACUGGGCUAUCUUGACCAGUCUGAAGUGUUUCAAUCUAAGAUUAUGCUAGUUCUAGAGAAUUAUUUGACUCUAAAGAUACUUUCUCUGGAUACCAACCAAUACCAUGAAGUAGCCAAUAAACUUUACAGUGCAUAUGCAAGUCAAGUCUCCAGUGAAUUUACGAAGCAACUAUCUACAGGAACAAGGACAGAAUUUGGAUAUGUUGAGACCAAACAGACAUACAGUUAUGGAUCACGGGUUAUAAGGUUACCAGAAUCAUUUUCAUCACACCUAUCAAUAAAGAAAAACAUAAUACCAAAAAGUGGCCAUGAUCUAAGGUCAAUAGAGUGUUUACUAAUGGGAGAACCUGAAUAUAGUAAGAAAAGAAUAUGUGAAAUGAGUCUUUCAAGCUGUGAUUCGGGGGUUGAUUUUAAUAACUGGUUCGAUUCAGUAUUUGAUUUUAUACAUCCAAAAUGUGUGUUAUCUGGAGAUAAAUUUCAAUUAAGUUUGGACAUUUUGAGGAACUUCUCGACGCCCUGCCAAAGGCUAUUUAUAUUGGGGCAUUUGGCAAGUAUCUCCAGAUCAGAUUUAAACCAAACACUUACAUUUAAAUUAUUUAAAAGAAAUAUGUUAAAUUCAAUGAACAGUAAAGGGAAUUUUAAAUAAUAAAUUUAAAAAUAAUGUAAUAUAGUUGCACACUAUA